AUUGCUUCUGAGAAAAAAAAAAAAUAUAUAUAUAUAUAUAUAUUUAUAUAUAUUUUCUUGUGGAGAGAGAAAACCAGGAAAAAACCACAGAAGAAGGAAGAAAAACAUGAAGAUGACAGAGAUGAGCAAAGAGAUCGUAUAAGCCUGAGAUUUUGCAAAAGGAACUCUGAAUGUAACCUCAAAAAACAAACACAGAGAGAAAAAGAAAAAUCCACCAACAUUUUUAAAAUAUAAAGACAAUUUUUUUUUAGUUUUUACUUUGAGCAUCUGAAAAAGGCCAAGAAUUCUCUAAUAUUUUUGACCUCCAAAUGCACAUGGCUUCUCGGGCUUCUCUUCUCUCCAACAUUUGUUUUUUGUUUAUCUUUUACCUCACAUGCUCUCCUCUUCUCUCUCUUCUAUCUACUUCUUCUUCUCUCUCUCUCUCUCUCUCUCUCACUCUCAAACAGCGCCACAUACUAAUUCAAUAUCAUUGAAAGCUUUUGACUGAAUAGUUGAAAUAACAGAUUCCUCCUCAGAUCUACAGUGAAAAGCCCUUUAACUAUUCUCUGCCUCAAUUCUUCUUCAUCUUCUUCUCCAUUGGCGCUUCUUUCGUCUUCUGGUUUUAAUUUCGAUACAAUCCGUAAAGGUAAUAACUGUAGCAUGGAACUACUUUCAGAUGACUGAAACGCAUAGACUUGCUGUUGAAGCACAUAGUUGUAGUAUUUUGAUGAGUGUGUGUCGUGGACGCUUUAAUUGAAUGAUAUUAUUCAGUGAAUUUCCAUGGUUUGCGAGAUGGUUACCGAUCAAAUUCAAGAAAUGGAAAUGGAAAUGGAAAUGGAUGUGGAAUUCCUCCCUUCAAUGUGGCCUGAAGAUAUUGGAAAUAAUGCUGGAAAACAGUUUAACGUUGAAAAGCCAGGACGGGAUCAAGAUAUGUUGGAGGAGGUCACAAUCAUAGAGGAACCAACAAUAGUUGAUUUUAAGCGUCUUUUAGAGCUAACUAAUUAUACUGACAAAGGUUCCUCUCAGCUGGCAUACCUUGUAAAACACUGGGAGUAUAAGCAGGCAAAUGCUGUACGCCUUCUCAAAGAAGAACUUGACAUUCUAAGCAGACAAAGACAGGAAGUUGAGCUCAAGAAAUUGGAGAUAUUGGAGGAGCAUCGAUUUGAGGAAGAAACAUAUGGAGGUGAUAAACGUCCAAUUUCUAUUCUGGAUGAAGUUUAUGACAUAUGGCCAGAUGUUCCUCGGAUUAAAAAUGAUGUUGUUGUUCAGAAUAAGAGGGUUGAAAUAGAAGCCGAAUACGAUACUGUUGUGUACUGGAAGCAGCGAGCCUUGCACUUGGAGAAAUUGUUGGAGGCAAGUGUGCAGAGAGAGCAUAUGCUCUUAGAAAAGUUAGAGGAAAGCAUUAAAAAUCUUGAAAGGCAAUCCUCACCAGUGGAAGAACUUUCCCAGAUUUUGAAGAGAGCAGAUAAUUUCUUACAUUUUGUACUUCAAAAUGCACCUGUUGUUAUUGGUCAUCAGGACAAAGAGUUGCGCUAUCGCUUUAUCUACAAUCACUUCCCAAGUUUGCAAGAGGAGGACAUCAUAGGAAGAACAGAUGUCGAAAUUUUUACAGGAGCUGGUGUCAAGGAAUCUCAAGACUUCAAAAAAGAAGUUCUGGAAAAGGGAUUACCUGCAAAGCGAGAGAUAACUUUUGAGACAGAGUUAUUUGGCUCAAAGACAUUUUUGAUAUAUGUGGAACCAGUCUUUAGCAAGUCGGGGGAGACAAUUGGUAUAAAUUAUAUGGGGAUGGAUGUAACUGACCAGGUGAGGAAAAGAGAAAAGAUGGCAAAGCUUCGUGAGGAGAUAGCUGUUCAAAAAGCCAAAGAAACAGAACUUAACAAAACAAUUCAUAUAACAGAGGAGACCAUGCGGGCAAAGCAAAUGCUGGCAACCAUGUCUCAUGAAAUAAGAUCUCCACUUUCUGGGGUUGUAAGCAUGGCUGAGAUUCUUUCCACCACGAAGCUUGACAAGGAGCAGCGUCAACUAUUAGAGGUCAUGCUAUCUUCAGGAGAUUUAGUCCUUCAACUCAUAAAUGACAUCCUUGACCUUUCAAAGGUUGAGUCAGGAGUUAUGAAGUUAGAAGCUACAAAAUUCCGACCAAGAGAAGUAGUAAAGCAUGUACUCCAGACUGCUGCAGCAUCUCUACAGAAAAUUCUAACCUUGGAAGGACAUGUAGCGGAUGAUGUUCCUGUGGAAGUAAUCGGAGAUGUUCUAAGGAUUCGACAAAUUCUCACCAACUUGAUCAGCAAUGCGAUCAAGUUUACACAUGAAGGGAAGGUUGGGAUAAAAGUAUAUGUGAUAUCAAAUCCAUCCUGGGCAAAAGAAAACGGAUGCAAACAAAAUUUGAAUUCUGAUCAAUCAACAGUAUCACAAAAUGGACUAAAAGAGGAGAAACAGACAUCUCAAACUAACAAUGAUCAGAAAGUUCUUCAUGGUAAUGGAGAUAGUGCUCACCAAGAUCAAUCACUUAAUGUUGAAUCCAGAACACCAGUUAAGAGUGAGGCAUCAGUGAGUGGAGAUACGGAUGAGCAACCUUAUUCACCUGAAACAACAGUGUGGAUAUGCUGUGAUGUGUAUGACACUGGAAUUGGAAUACCAGAAAAUGCUCUGCCUACUUUGUUUAAAAGAUACAUGCAAGUUAGUGCCGAUCAUGCUCGAAAAUAUGGUGGCACAGGUUUAGGACUGGCAAUUUGCAAACAACUGGUUGAGCUAAUGGGAUGGUGUCUCACUGUGUCUAGCAAAGUAAAAUGUGGAUCUACGUUUACAUUCAUAUUACCUUACAAGGUUUCAGACACGUGCGAUCAUUCUGAUGAUCCUGAUGAGCUCACAGAUAUGGCUGAUCAUGAUGCUGCAUCUGAUGAUACAACUGAGAGUUUUUUCCAAUUCAAACCGCGCACUUUGGGUUCUCUAUUCACGUCUAAUGGAUCCAGCCGGACCCAAAAACUAUUACCACAUAAUAUUGGCUAUACUGGCUCACAUAAACUAAAUGGGUUUUCAGAGAACUCUUACUCAUUUCCUUCUAGUGAUGUCAGAUCAAAAGAGACAACUUCGCUUGAGAAUGCUUGUUCUGCAUCUAAUACUGCAGAGGCAUUAUCUGAUUCAAAAGAUCCACUACGACAAAGUUUGGAUCCUGAUGAGGAAAAAGCAGCUUGUAGAGCCAUUGACACUAAUGGUCAAAUCCAAAAUCCCGUUACAGGUCCAACUAAUCAUGUGGAGGCAAGCAGUGAAAUGGAUGUAGCAACAAAUUUAAGUGAACCCCAAGGAAAAUGUAUGAGGCAGGAGAAGUCUGUCUCAAGCUCCCAGUGUAAUUCGAAAAGCAGUUCAGAAGUAUCAAAUUCAACACUAAAACCUAAGAUUCUUCUUGUGGAGGACAGCAAGAUCAAUGUUAUGGUGACACAAUCAAUGAUGAAGCAGUUAGGUCACAGCAUAGAUGUUGUGAAUAAUGGAGUUGAAGCUGUGCGAGCAGUUCAGCGAUGUACUUACAAUCUAGUUCUGAUGGAUGUGUGCAUGCCGGUUAUGGAUGGCCUUCAAGCUACGAGACUAAUUCGGUCCUUUGAGGAAACUGGCAGCUGGGAUGCUGCAGAGAAGGCUGGAGUUGAGGCAUCUGAGCUUUCUUCAGAUGCAUUACAAAAUGGUCAGGCUUAUAAGAGUUCAAAAAAGAGGAUCCCCAUUAUUGCAAUGACAGCAAACACAUUGUCGGAAAGCGCAGACGAGUGUUAUGCAAAUGGUAUGGAUUCAUUUGUGUCAAAGCCUGUAACUUUCCAAAAUUUAAAACAAUGUCUGGAACAAUAUUUGUCUUGAUUUCUCUUGUAAAUUUUUGCUUGUGUACAAAAUGAGAAAAAAAAAAAAAAAAAAAUAGCAUGUUAGGAAAGUUUUGUAACCAGUGUAUCAUGCUCUGCUCGGUCAUUAGCAUUUGGUUAUGAAUUGUACAGAUCUACGUACGAGUUAUUUUUUUGUCCCUCUUCAAGAUCUUCUACAUAUAUUUGUUAGUCCUUGGAUUGGAUGAGCCUCUGUAGUCUAGUUAGGUGUUAGGACAUGAAAACAAAACAGAACAUGAAGUGCACUGUUAAAAUGCAGGUAGCGAAGGUGACUUAACUGUAUAAAGUAGUAUUCUUAAUAAUUUUUCUUCUGAGAAUUGGCAUUAUACUGUUUAUCAUUCAUA
Molecule: messenger RNA, 4180 nt
Organism: Ziziphus jujuba (common jujube)
Lineage: Eukaryota; Viridiplantae; Streptophyta; Magnoliopsida; Rosales; Rhamnaceae
Product: histidine kinase 5
Exons: 13
Coding region: 760-3819 (1019 amino acids)
Biological process (GO): phosphorelay signal transduction system; protein autophosphorylation
Molecular function (GO): phosphorelay sensor kinase activity; histidine phosphotransfer kinase activity
Source: RefSeq, a predicted model, not a curated record